Molecule: messenger RNA, 6693 nt
Organism: Elgaria multicarinata webbii
Lineage: Eukaryota; Metazoa; Chordata; Lepidosauria; Squamata; Anguidae
Gene: ZFPM1
Product: zinc finger protein, FOG family member 1
Exons: 10
Coding region: 210-3665 (1151 amino acids)
Biological process (GO): heart development; negative regulation of transcription by RNA polymerase II; positive regulation of transcription by RNA polymerase II
Cellular component (GO): nucleus
Molecular function (GO): RNA polymerase II-specific DNA-binding transcription factor binding
Source: RefSeq, a predicted model, not a curated record
AGGAGGCGGAGGAGCCGCCGCAGCAGCCGCCGAACCUCCUCCUCCCGGCCAGGUCGCCUUGGCUCGCUCGUCGCCCAGCCCUGGGAGCGCCGGGCGGGCAUGAGAGCCGCGUGCCGGCCGCCCCCCCUCGCCGCCGCCGCCGCCGCCGCCGCCCUGACUCUGCAGCCGCCGGAGGGAGACGAAGCCGCCGCCGUCGCCGCCCGCCCGCGAUGUCCAGGAGGAAGCAGAGCAACCCCCGGCAGAUCAAACGCCCCUUCGGUGAGAUGGAGGAAGUUGACGAGGCUCCUUUGGAAGAAAACAGCCCAUCAGAAAAGGAGGCCGUUGCUUCUGAUCGCGAAGGCUCCGUGGAAGGCGAUUCCUCCAGCAAACCUUGUAGCGAGAAAGCGGAACUCAAAGAGAGCUCGGACAGCCCAAAGGAGCCGGAUCAAGAGGUUCCGGAGAAGCCGCAGGAGCUCACGUUGUGGAAUGGGCCAGAUGAGCUGGAGCUGAUAACUUCUGAGGGCGGGAGCAAGGUGCGUGCCCGGCAGAGCCUGCCCGAGGGAUUAUCCUGGGGCCCGUACCAGGGCAACAUCCACAGCGAGCCUGGUUCCCCGGGACACGGCGAGACGGCAAACCCGCCCGUGACCCUAAUGCUGGAAGACGAGCGUGGCUGGCUGUCGAAGCUGCCGUUGGUUUCUGGGGAAGGCGACGCCAAUUCAGUGAUCUACAAGAAAGAUGGUUCCAUCUGGUGCAAAACCACCAAGGCCGUCUCGGAAGGAGACGCGCUGAGCACGUUCGUCAUGGCUGAACCGAUGGGGAUCCCCAACCACACCGUGAAGACUGAGGCCGGGGAGUCCACUUACCCAGCUACUCUGCCCCCCGAAAUUCAGCUUCUGCCUCAGCAGGCGGGCAUGGCAGCCAUCUUAGCCACAGCAGUUGUGAACAAGGACGUCUUCCCCUGCAAGGACUGUGGAAUUUGGUACCGGAGCGAGCGGAACUUGCAGGCUCACCUGUUGUACUACUGCGCCAGCCGCCAGAACGCAGCGUCGCCCACGGUGGAUGAGAAACCCAAGGAGGCCUACCCCAACGAGCGCAUCUGUCCCUUUCCCCAGUGCAAGAAGAGCUGCCCCAGCGCCAGUUCCUUGGAGAUCCACAUGCGCAGCCACAGUGGGGAGAGGCCAUUUGUCUGCCUCAUCUGCCUUUCCGCCUUCACCACAAAAGCCAACUGUGAGCGCCACCUGAAAGUCCACACAGACACGCUCAAUGGUGUCUGCCAUAGCUGCGGCUUCAUCUCCACCACCAGGGACAUCCUCUACAGUCACCUGGUCACGAAUCACAUGAUUUGCCAGCCAGGCUCCAAGGGGGAGGUCUAUUCCCCAGGGGCCACCGUUCCCACUCCGGCCACCAAACCACUGACCCCAGGUUUGAGCGUGCCCGGCCCGACGCUGAAGUGCAGCUUCUGCGGCUACGUGGCCGACUGCUUGCCCAGCCUCCAGCAGCACGUGGUUCUGCACAGCGCCGCAGCGGCGGUUCUGCCGGGCGCGGAGCCCAAAGCGGCCCACAGCCAGCCAGACGCCCCUGCCAAACUGGGAGCCAAGGAGUCCCCGGUGGAAGAAGCAGCCAACGGCUCCCCUCCCCAAGACGGAAAUGCCUCUGCCACGUCAGUCGAUGGGGCGCCCCCCGUGAGGAUCAAAGAGGAGCCCAUGGAUGAGGGCGAUGCUCCCAAAGGAACCCCCCAGGCCGGGCCUGAGCAGGAGCCAGAAGCCUCUUCCAGGACGUCCUCGCCACACAGCCUGCAUUCGGUGAAGGUCAAGUCUGAGCUUGCCAGUCCCACUCCCGGGUCCAGCCCGGUGCCCAGCGAGCCGGGCUCCAGCACGCCGGGCGGCACCAUCUUCCUGCCGCAGUACAUGUUCGGCCACGAAGCCGCCGUGGUGCCGCAGGCGUCGGAGAUCUUGGCCAAGAUGUCGGAGCUGGUGCACAGCCGCCUAAAGCAGGGCCACGGAGGGGUCCCCCCGGCCCUCUUCCCGGGCACCCCAGUGCCCAAGGGCGCCACUUGCUUUGAGUGCGAGAUCACCUUCAACAACAUCAACAACUACUACGUCCACAAACGGCUGUAUUGCUCCAGCCGCCGUAUGGCCGAGGAGAACCCCCCCGGCCCCCGCAAGCUGAAGGCAGUGCCCUCGGCCGUCUCCAAAGGCCCGGCCGCGGCUGGCGUGCUCCUUUCGCCCCCACCGCCCGGAGACGGCAAGGCCGCACAAGAGGGGGAGGCCGGGAGAGGUGCCUCGCCGCCUGUCCCGGAGAUCAAACAAGAGGUCAAGGUGGAGGAGGGGGCGGCUAAAGCCAGCCCUUCCCCCGAGGCAGACGGCACCGGGCGAGUCAGCGAGGACAGCCAAAGCCCUGGGGGCAGCUCCGUCGAGGAGCCGGACGACGACCCCAGCCGCACUGUGUGCGAAGCCUGCAACAUCCGCUUCAGCCGCCACGAGACCUACAUGGUGCACAAGCGCUACUACUGCGCCUCCCGCCACGACCCGCCGCUGCGCCGGAGCAGCGGCGCUGCCAACAAAGUGCCCUUCCUUCCUCAGCCGAUCCGCACCCGCAAACGGCGCAAGCUCUACGAGAUCCACCACGCUGCCGGCCAGCUCAGUGGCGCCCUGGACGGGGCGCGCCCCGAGGCGCCGCCCGUGGUCCCAGCUCUCAUUUCUGUGGUCAAGGCCACCCCCUCGCCCAGCUCGAGCCCUGACGCGGACGGGCCCAUUGACCUGAGCAAGAAGCCCCGGCUCCACAGCGGCGGGGAAGUGCUGCCGGCUUCGCUCCUGCCCCUGGCGGACUACCACGAGUGCACGGCCUGCCGCAUCAGCUUCCACAGCUUGGACAGCUACCUGGCCCACAAGAAGUACUACUGCCCGGCCACGCCGUUGCAAGCCAGCACCUUGGAGCAACUGCAGAAGAUCAAGGGGGCCGUCCCAGUCCUCCUGAAGCCCCGAGGCAGCCCCGAGGGGCCGGCCGAGGAGCACGAGGGGGGCCCGGGCAAAGCGGAGAAAGCGGCGCCUGCCUUGAGCCCUGCCGCCCUGCCGUCCGCCUUCCCCGGCGCGGACCCGCUGCAGCAGCGCUACUUGGAUGCCAAAGCCCUGCACCUGCAAGGCGCGAAGCUGCCCCUGGCCGUGUGCCCCUAUUGCCCGCUCAACGGGGCCGUCAAGGGGGACUUGGGGGAGCACUUCCGCAGCGCCCACGGCCUCUUUGUCGCCAAGACGGUGGCGGGCGCCGCCUUGAUCGAGGCCAGCCGGACGCUGGCGGAGGGCGGCCUGCUGCCCCCGCUGCCUGCCGCCUCCCCACCCCAGCCCCUCCCCAGACUGCGCAAGGACAGCUUCAACGGCAAAGAGCCGCCCGCCCCCCUGCCGGUGUCGAACGGGAGCCCGCGCCCCACCGUUUCCCCACAGCCCCUCCUCCCCGUCUCCCCGUCCCUCCCCUUGCCUAUCUCCCCACUGCCCGAGGGACCCCCUAACCCUCCCCCUGGGUAUACGGACAAAAGCGUGCAGACCCCGCCGGGGAAAGGGCCGCCCGCCCCUCUGGCCAACGGCAACCACCGCUUCUGCCGCCUGUGCAACAUCAAGUUCAGCAGCCUCUCGACCUUCAUUGCACAUAAGAAGUACUACUGCUCUUCCCACGCUGCCGAGCACGUCAAGUAACGCCUCGCCCGUGCCGGAGUGUCGUCGGCCUGCUCGCCGGGGCGGGCUCUGGCCGGUCGUGGCUACGAGGGCCGCGGGUUUGGGAGCCGCCUAUCCGGAUGAACUCUUCUGCCCUCAAGAGCUGUCCGUCCCCUCGGGUCUGGAACUGGGGAAGGGUUGGUUUUGCACUGGGCCUGUGCAAGAGGAACUGGUUCUCCCUUAGAGGCCCAUCAAGGGACGGCGGGGUUUGCACUGCGGGGACUGGGGUUCUCUUAGCCCCCCUACCUUCCAAGGCAGAAGGCCCAAAGCACAGGCGCUGCGGCUAGCCCCCUCCUCCUCGUCCAAGCCUGAAUAAGAAGAAUUCAGGGAUCCCCUCUUUUUCAUCUGGGGUGUGGCAGGGUGGUUUGGGGAAGAUGGAGCCCUCCGCCUGGUCUGGAGCCUGAUGAGCCCAGGGCUAGCUGACCUGGAGCCCUAGCAGUGUGCAUGAUGGGAGGGUGGGCAGCAGCUGUACAGGUGCAAACAGGGCCACCAGGCCGUGUCUACAGCUGCUGAACGGGAGACCCCUUUCUCUGCUUUUCUACUGCCCCAAGUUUACAGUGGCCCUUUUUUGGGGGAGAAGUUCAGAAGCCCCUGUGGCUUCUCUCCCGUUUUUCCCCCAAUUUCCUCGAUGCCUUCCUCCCAAGUUCUGGUGACUUUUCCCAUCAGCCAAAUGUUUAAAGUGACGAGAUCUCCCAUUUCGAAGGAGAAAGCUGAACCCAUCACAAGAUGCUUCGGAGACCCUGUUUUAAGCCAGGGUUUGGGUCUUGCAGCUUUUUUCUUUUUCUGUUUUCAGCAUAUUAAGUCAUAAUAGAGAAGCAGCUGCUUCUGAGCAUGUACAGAGUGCCUGUUCCUCACCUAAAAUAAACCCAGCUGUGUCCUUGGGCUUAGGGAGCAGGCAUCUAGAGAGGUUUGGGUCCAAAGACCUUCUUCAAAAAGAAUCCCCGAGGAUGGGGGUCCAUACAGGGGUUUGGGUGCUAAAAAGAUGACCACAGAAAGUGUUGACAUGCAGAAUCGCUGUGUGGUGAGUCUUUCCUGUCAUCCUGUUGUUGAACUCUUCCAACAGGCGCCCUUUGUGGUCAGGUUUAUAUUUCACCGUGCUUUAAAUUUUUUUCUAUAAUGGGUGGGGAACCGUUUUCCACCCAAAAGCUGGAUUCCAUUAUGCAGACCGCAUUCCGGUGGUAGGGAGGGGCCCAGAAACAAAAGUGGGCGGGGCUGGGAAAUCUAAAAAUAAACCUCCCUCUCCUUGUUACCAAUUUAUAGUAGAAAGCGUGUCUACUCAGAAGAAAGCAUGAGCAGCAUGUCUACUCACAAGUAAGGAGGGCAAGCCUCUGCAUGUGUACUCAGAAGUAAGUGGGAAAGAAUCACUUAGCACUUUCGAGUAGCAUCCCAAACACCACUCUCCUCUGCAUGUCUGUUCAUAUCAUGUCUACUCACAAGUAAGGAGGGCAAGCCUCUGCAUGUGUACUCAGAAGUAAGCAAGAAAGAAUCACCUAGCACUUUCGAAUAUCAUCCCAAACACCACUCUCCUCUGCAUAUCUGUUCAUUUCAUGUCUACUCACAAGUAAGGAGGGCAAGCCUCUAAAUGACCAGGCUUAGAAAAAAGCAGGACUGACACACUCAACAGCACUUUCAAAUAGUAUUUCUAUUCAGACAUAUGCAUGAGCAUCAUGCCUACUCACAAGUAACCUGGGCAAGCAUCUGCAUGUCUCCUCAGUAGUAAGCAUAAGCAUCAUGUCUACUCACAAGUAAGCAGGGCAAGCCUCAAAAGGAAGCAGGGCAAUCACUCCACAGCUUUCUCCCUCUGCCCCGCAGGGAAAGGCUCUUAUCUCCAUUCAGUAGCUGAUUUGAGAUAAGAGCUUUUGCUUGGGUGGCAGAAGGGCCAGGGGACAAAGCCAUAUGGCGAGCCCCCUAGGCCAGAGUUUCCCCAGCCUUUGCACCAUUCCUUUUAGAAACCCAUCAUCAAUCUAGGAGCAUCAGCAGGUAGAAAAUCACCUACGCUGUCUCCCACCGAGCACUUGUGGUCUUUACACAGUGAAUAGAUAAGUGUGUGAAGGAGAGGACAACUGCACUCACUCAGCAGUGAGGAAAAUGUACUCUGCGUAUGCUCAGAAAUAUCAGUAUUUCUUGAGACUCCUUUCCAUUUGAAAACGAAGACUGGGACUAAACAAAAUUUCACUCCUGUUGCUGCCACCACCCAUGGGACAGGCCCCAUUUUUUUAUUAUUAUUAUUUUUUGAGGCAGGGGAGAGAUCACAGACCCCACCCCUGAUGGAAGCUGCAGCACUCCUUGGGUUUGCAAGAGACUCCGCCCCGUGCCUGCUGGUAGAAGUAACCAGGUCGAGAUUCAGGCAAUGGAGGGCAUCUCAAAAGCAGUCAACUCUUCUUGGCCAGGGGUCCGUAAAUCACAAGACGCCGGCUUGUCUGCUGUACUGGUAAAGCUCAAGGGCAAACGAGGCAAUUUGGUCUGGCUUAAUUCCCCUUGUGUGGACAGGUCGGGCUUUGCAAGGUGUGGCGCUGUCUCCUGUAGCUCACGUACCUGACCAAAGCUCCUCGUGGUCCACCCGGCCACACGUGCACCAGAACUCGGCCCCAAUUCCAGUCGAGAGCGAAGUUUUCUUUUGGCACUUGCUCAUUUCCAUUUGAGGGUUAGGGUUCUCUCCAGGCCAGAGUGGAUUCCUGGGCAUCCCUGCCUAGGUGGGCUUGCAGACCCUUUGCACGAGGAGGGGCGGGUGCCCAGCCCAGCCCAACCCCAGCCCCUUAUAGGGGAGCAAGCGGGUUGUCCGGCCCUCCCUUUCUGCAGAGUUAGUGGCGUGGGAGGGAGGCCCUGCCUUUGGGUGUGCAUUUCUCCCUUCCCCCCCUCCCCCAAAUCGUUGUCCGGUGGGUUUAUGUAGAAUCUUUGUGGACUGGAACUGAAAUGCAAACAAGACAGCACUGAAGAGGGAGAGGGAAUCUCUCCGCGUGGGAAACGUGUGUAUAAGUGUGUACAGAAAUAAAUGUCUACUGAACCUCAA